Branchiostoma floridae (Florida lancelet) is the source of this 4665-nucleotide messenger RNA. RefSeq names its product N-alpha-acetyltransferase 25, NatB auxiliary subunit-like. The coding region runs from base 285 to 3233 and encodes 982 amino acids. Gene Ontology annotation, cellular component: cytoplasm; NatB complex. Gene Ontology annotation, molecular function: protein-N-terminal amino-acid acetyltransferase activity; protein binding. The record is from RefSeq and is a predicted model, not a curated record. NCBI's taxonomy places the organism in Eukaryota, Metazoa, Chordata, Leptocardii, Amphioxiformes, Branchiostomatidae. The transcript is spliced from 25 exons. Gene Ontology annotation, biological process: N-terminal peptidyl-methionine acetylation.
CCUGACCUGACCCUGUGGUCACUUCCGGGUCUGAUCAGGUCCGUUUCAGCGACACCUGCCGCUUGUGCGGAGAAGAACAGGUCAUGCUGCAAAGGGAAAAAGGUUUUGAAAUGAAAUUCUGAGCGUCCCCUGGCCUUCUGCCGCUAAGAAGUGGAUUGUGGUAACAGCAUAGAGACGGUGUUAAUCGUUCCGGCCCAAAAACACAGAACCUGAUGUCAGGUUCCGUGUAGCGGACUUCUGCCCCCCUCCCCAGAAGUCUGUUCACACUCACAGAGCGCUCCAAGAUGGCGGGCCGCGGCCAUGUGGAUGUGAGCGAGAGAAGACUGCGGCCGAUAUACGAUGCCCUAGAUGCCAAUAAUAACAAGAAAGCAAUACAGGAAGCGGAUAAAGUACUGAGGAAGCAGAAGGACCUGAUAUGUGCCAAGGCCCUGAAAGCCAUUGCACUGCUGAGAAGCAGCAGGCGACAGGAGGCUCUACUGUUGGCAGCGGAAGUUGCAUCAGAAGAGCCAAUAGAGGAAGCAACUCUGCAGGCACUCACCAUCUGUUAUAGAGAAAUGGAAAGAGGGGAUCUUGUUGCCAGGAUCUAUGAAAAUGCUGUGAAGAAAGUCCCGCAGAGUGAAGAGUUCCUGUCCCACCUGUUCAUGGCCUAUGUCAGGUUAGGAGAAUACAAGAAACAACAACAGACUGGAAUGGCACUUUACAAGGUUGCUCCCAAGAACCCAUAUUACUUCUGGUCGGUGAUGAGUAUCGUAAUGCAGGCACUGACAACUGAGGAUGAGACACUGUCCCAGAAGAUGUUCCUGCCUCUGGCAGAGCGGAUGGUGGAGAAAAUGGCCAAGGACAUGAAGAUAGAGGCUGAGGCUGAGGUGCGCCUGUAUUUGAUUAUCUUAGAGAAGCAGAAGAAAUAUGAAGAAGCCCUUGAAGUUGUUGUAGGACCAUUAGGUAGCAAGUUAAUAUCAGAAAUAGAACUGCAGUCCUUGAUGCAAGCUGAAAUGUACGUCCAAUUAGAGGAUUGGCCCAAGGCCAAUGCCAAGUACAGAAAGCUGUUGUUAACAAACCCUGAUAACUGGCUGUGGUACAUUCACUACUUCACGUCUCUCUUCCACCUGGUGGACUCAGGAUGGACACCAUCAGAAGCUGAUGAAGGUUCAUCUGCUGAUGUGGUAACAGGUACUGUCGAUAUGGCAAUAGCUUUUGUAGAGGAGAGAGUUGCAGAUGAACUGAAGAAUGGAAAGAGACUUCAAAGAGGACCAUUUCUUGCUAGAAUGGAACUCUUGAAGAGACUUACAGAGAGAGGAAACCAAGAGGCUGCAGACAAAAUAGGGUCACCUGCUGAUCUUCUUAAAGAGUACUUUGGAAAGUUUGGAGACAAACCCUGCUGUUUUAUGGACAUGAGGCCUUAUUUGACCAUGUUGAAACUGGAUGACAAUGCAAAGUUUGUUGAAGAGUUGCAGACAUACAUAGAGAUACCAGAGAAGGCAGGAGAGCUGGGCCUGCCAUCUGAUGUGAAAACCAUGCAGAGGCAUAUUUGUUGUGUGGGGCUGGCCAGAUCACUGGGGCUGCAGGAACAUCUCACAGGAGAGAAGAGAGAUGAGCUGAUUCAAGACUUGAUGAGAAGACAUCAACAUGGUUUACAAUUUGGAACAGACCUGCUGCCCACAGAUGUCCAGCCGAGUGACAGCUACAUACUGAUGGCAGUACAUAUCAAGUAUGCUGAAUAUCUGAAGACAAAGAAGCUAAGCCUGCUGUUUGAAGUGAUAGUCAUGCUUGAGAAGGGAGUGGCAUGUAGCCCAUCAAAUGCACAGUACAAGCUCAUUCUGAUCAAGCUGUACAUUUUACUGGGUGCAUUUCAGCCUUGUAAGAAACUGUACGACAACAUGGAGGUUAAGCACAUCCAGCAGGACACCCUAGGGUACUUCUAUUCUUGCUAUGCAGUGGCACUGGGACACUUGACUCCAGCCUGUUCUAUACUGAGUUCCAUGCUCAAGUUUUUUUCAGCAAACCACAAAGAUACCACAGAGUACAUUAUUGCUGCCUACAAGUAUGGUUCUUUCCACAAGAUCCCUGAGAUCAUCUCUUUCCGAGAGAGGCUAAACCUGUCCCACAACUAUUCGUCAUUGGCUGUGGAACGAAUGCUGCUGGACUUCAUCAUGGAGACAACAAAUCCAGAACAAAUGAGGGAACUGCUUGACUAUAUGGAGAUAUCUCCAGAGAAGGAUGAGAUCAAAUGGGACCUCCUCAAGGACAACCGAGAUUUAACAGUUCUGUCAUCAUGGGAACCAGAAGAAAGAGAGCUGACUGACCAACAGAUAGCGUGGUCCUUCUGCCAGGAGAAGCAAUGGCUCAGGUUACGCAGCCUCAUCCUCAGGUCCCUCGCAGCAGUCAUCCUGAUCUCUCAACCUGCCCCCAUGGAUGGAGAACAUUCCCUCAGCCACAAUCAGGAUGACUCCAAGAAUGGAGAGAGCAUGGAUGGACACGGAAACACACUUCUUAGUCUUAUCCAGGAAAUGAACACACAUGUCCAAGAUGUGGAAUGCCAACCUAGUACAGUAACAGAAAAUAUGGAUCUGCUGUGUGGUCCCGUUCCCACCAGAAUGAAGGUGUACCUGGAUGGACAGCACCACAUUCUCCUCACCAGUAUCUUUCAAGUAGCUGUGGAUGUGCACUCUCUAGGAACCAAUGACCUCAAUCAGUCCCAAGAGCUCCAGGAGAAGAUAGCGAGGAACUUCGACUGUAUACUGAAGACAUUUGAGUAUGUUCUGGACUCCAUGGACACACCUAUUGCCAGUCCUGGCAGCCCACCUGAGGUGUACCCACAGGUGCUGCAGGGGCUGGUGCUGCUGGUGGAGACACUGUGCUUGAUGACGCUGGUGAUAUCUCAAUGUCAAGUGAUGCUCAAGCCUAUAAAAGCUAGCCUGACAAAAAAGAAAAGGAAGAAGAAAACCCCCACAAACAUUGUGCCACAGGUGUUUGAUGACUACAAGAUGUUUGUAGAAAGUCUGGUCCAGUUUGGAGAGAAGCUACAUAAAUGUCUGCUGGAAGUGGACAUUGUCAUCACUGAAGUAGAUGUCAGUACUUUGGAAAUCAGCCCUGCACCGGAACAUGCAAAGAGAGAGGACAUCAGUGCUGAGACUGUGUGGAAGAAGGUGAAGGACAGCUACCAGAUAUCAGCCGGGGAGAUGGCCGAGGUGCUGAAACAGAAGCUGCAGUUCCUCAGGACUGUUAGAUUGUGAUUCAGCACAGUGCAGCAUUUUGCUUUCUUUGCUAAGUACAGGAAUAAUCACCUUAUACAGUCAUGUAGAAUCCCUAGAUUAACUUAAACCAACACGUGCACGUCUCCUCAAUCUCAUCGACAAAUAUGCCAGUUUUUGUCGUCAAACAUAUGAAGGAUAAAAGGUCUUGUGUAAUGUAGAUAAUUGGAGUCUAUUUUAUAUAUUGCCAGGUGUUCUGACUACAGUUGCAAAGGUGUUAGUAGGAAUUGAAGCUCAGUGCAUUACUAGUAGUAGUUCAAGCAGUUUUUCAAUUAUUUUACGUCUUAUACCAUAUGCUGACAGAUAUCCCUGUUAUCAUUUAGAUUAAUUGAUUAAACUCUCAAUUUGUGACAAAUUACUAGAAAUUUGGUAUAGACUGAGAGUGGGUAAAUAUCCAGAUUUGUAUUUUCAUUUUUGUAUGUAGUCCUUUGGAAUUCCCUUAUUAAUGUUUUUGGCAAUUUUCAGUCCAAAAAUGUUUCUUGUUGGUCCAGGUAUUUUAGUCAAAUGACCUGACAUUUGGUAUUGGGGUGCUUUAUCAUUUUCAUUCAAGAUUUAUCAUGCACCACUCUGAGAUGAUAUAUUUUUACUUACUUUGAAACUUCAGACCAAGACACAAAUUUGUGGCUGCUGUGGUCUGAUAUUAAACCAAAUUACCUGAAAUCUGGCACUGGAAUGCAUGCCAAUGUUAUGUCCACGGAACAUUUGCCGUAUACACAGCUUUAAACUGAUUUAGUGCUUUUGUCAGACCAAAAUGUAUGUUUUUGUAUGCACAUCUGUGCUUAGGACCCUUUGGUUCAUUUUGAAAUGGUCCAUUCUUGCAUAGUAGUGGAAAUGGGGCAAUUCCAGUUUGGACUCAGUGAUCAUGGAAUGGUCCAUUGUGACAUGGUUCAUUUUGCAUGAUAUGUACUUGGAGGAGUCCAUUCUUACCUAGGAUUCACUUGGGAAAAUUCCAUUUUGAAGCGUGCCCAUUAUGGAAUACAUGUACCUUACUUCUGUGUGUCAGUAAUUGUGGAAUCGGUCAUUUUGCAGAAGAGUCCAUUUUUUAUCGAAGAGGGAUAGGGUGAAGUACAUGUAUAGGGGAUGGGGUCUCAUUUGCUCAGGUAACACCACUUCAACUUUUUGGAUCUGUGACCUGCAGCUAGACAAAUAGAAAAAGCUCCUUGGGGUGUGUCAAUCAAGCCCCAAAUGUUCAUAUUUUGGUACCAAGUAGAAUUCCUUGUUAUACCUGUAAAAUUUAUUGUAUCAAUGCAUAAGUUUAAACUACCAUGUUUGAAAUGUUAAUUUCUGUCACAGAAAUAAAAGUGUCGAUCCAAAAUCAGACAAGAUAGAACAAAGGAAUUGAGUUGGUAUGCCCGUAGUGGUUCAUGUACUGUAGCUGCUGUUCAUGUUUUGGAAUACAUGGCUGGGUUCGAAA